CACAUCUCCAAAUAAUAUUCCCUUCAAGACUAGGAAAUACUAGGCAUGAUGGAUCAGAAGAGCAGAGAUAAGCGGCUCUCGCAGCGCCGACUGGAUCUGUCGCCGUCUCUGUACGAAUGGUAGCCGCAAUAUCUUUGCCCGCCUGAACCCUGAUACUUUUCGCUUUAUUUUCACCUUUCAGCUACCCGAGUUGCAUUGCACAAAGGAUAGUGGCUGAUUCACCACGAUCCGUUCAAACCCUUGGUCACCCGUUCCCAGCUGUACUGGGAACAUUAAUCGUAGGUCCUGAAAGAGACCAAGACACAGACCCGCCCAGAGAAGGGAGGGUUAAUGAGUGGAGAGAGAGAGAGAGAGAGAGAUAGAGAGAGAGAGAGAGAGAGAGACUGCUCAAAUAAGAAGUCUUUUAUCUAGGAUAAUAAAUCUAUUAAUAGAGAGAACGACAAAUGCAAUUUACUGUUUCUGGUGGGAGAAUAGAAGACGGAGCAGCAUCGGACUCUGUUUUACUAAGCAAAUUAAAGGAUUUCAUUUAUUUUUCUUUUUGGGACCACAAGAGAACAAGGAGGAGAAUAUCAUAGUUUUGGGUCUGUCAUACAGUAAGAUUGCUUCGGCUCCUGGGUACGGGGAUCAUGAAGGCGGCGGUGGAUAUGAAACCGACGUUGAACAUCAAGUCCGAAAAAGUAGACGAGGUGGAGUGUGAGGACGUGCCUCUACUCACCCCCGGCAGCAAGGAGAUGAUGUCACAGGCCCUGAGGGCCACCUUCAACGGCUUCAGUAAGGAGCAGCAGCGGCUGGGGAUCCCAAUCGACCCUCUGCAGUGGAGCGAGAGCCACGUGGCAGCCUGGCUCUUGUGGACCGUGAACGAGUUCAGCCUGCGCAACGUGGACUUCUGCCGCUUCUGUGUGGACGGCGCCACCCUCUGUGCUCUGGGCAAGGAGCGCUUCCUGGAGCUGGCGCCAGACUUCGUGGGCGACAUCCUCUGGGAGCAUCUGGAGAUGCUGCAGAGAGACGCGAAAUAUUUCCACACUGAUGUGGUGAACCCCACCUCCCAGGAUGCCUGCUAUCCUUUGGAUUAUUUUGGAGGUUAUGGCAUCGAGCAUGCCCAGUGCGUCCCGCCAUCUGAGUACUCAGAUCCAGGCUUCAUCACCGAGUCCUACCAGAUGCUGCACCCCAUCAGCUCAGAGGACCUGCUCCCGAUCAAGUACGAGAGCACCCACGCUGGGAUCCUCGACCCCCUCCCCAGGGACUACCUCCCCACCGUCAAGCAGGAGGUCGUCUCCCUCGACAACAUGUGCGUCGGCCACAUCAGCCGAGGCACGCUGGAUGGCCAGGACUCCUUCGAGAGCACGGAGAGCACGGAGAGCGGCGAGUGGAGGCUGCCGCCCUUCAGUGGCCUGCAGAGGGUGCCGUCCUACGACGGCUUCGACUCAGAGGAGAGCCCAGAGGUGCCUCCGGCCCACCGGGCCAAGGGAACCUUCAAGGACUACGUGAGGGAGCGACCCGAGCUCAGCACGGACAAGUCCGUCAUUCCAGCGGCCGUGCUCGCCGGAUACACAGGAAGUGGACCCAUCCAGCUGUGGCAGUUUCUCCUGGAGCUCUUGACAGACAAGUCGUGCCAGACCUUCAUCAGCUGGACAGGUGAUGGCUGGGAGUUCAAGCUGUCUGACCCGGAUGAGGUAGCGCGACGCUGGGGGAAGCGGAAGAACAAGCCUAAGAUGAACUAUGAGAAGCUGAGCCGUGGCCUGAGAUACUACUAUGACAAGAGCAUCAUUCACAAGACGUCGGGCAAGCGCUACGUGUACCGCUUCGUCUGCGACCUGCGGAGCCUGCUGGGGUACGCCCCCGAAGAGCUGCACGCCAUGCUGGAUGUCAAGCCCGAUGUGGACGAGUGAGGGGGUGCGGCUGGGGGGCCUAGAUAGAGGGUGGGCAUGAUCUCGCUGUAAGGAGACGUGGAUGGAUUCACUUUCACGUCCCAGUGUACAUUGCACUAUGCACGCUGAAAAACAGAGCCUACCGUGUGCCCUCUUACCCCCCCACCCAACCCAACAUGGAGCACGACAAGUUUGUUAGCAGAUGUUGUGGGGAACAAAUCUGGGGAUUCAGGGAUGAGCGAUCUUCCAGUGAGCGACCAAAAUGAAAACGAUCUAUGCAAACUUGUUUCAUUUUUUUAGCUAAAUAUAAUGUUCCUACCCCUCUGGGUACAGACUAGCAUGGCGACUUUUCAAAACGUGUCCUCCUUUGUUCUGUUAUUGCUGAUUCAUGCCAGUAUUACCUGUGACAGCCUCCCGCCACGCCUUGCGGUGAGCUCUCACUUUGUAUGCCUGUGGCUUGUUAUUUCUGUUCGUCCAGGCCAGAGCGAACAGUCCAUCAACACUGUGGAUCUCCAAGGCGGUUCUGAAUGUCCCUCUUAUGAGAAAUGGGGACAUGAGCUCGACGGCUCCCCUGACAACACUGGGCCUGGUUAGGUCAGGCACUCGUUGAGAAAAAAAAAAAAGUAUUAAUGACUGAGACCCGGAGCCGUGAGUGUAUGCAAUUGAAAACUUCAGUUUUUCUCCAACGGCCUUCAACUGUAAAAGCAAAAAAAAAAGAAACCCCUUAUUAGCAAAGAUUCUCUCUGGUUGCUGUUUCUGUCUGCCGUUCAUGUGCCUUAAACGAAACCAGCAAAAGCUUCUAUUAUUCCACAACCACCCAUUUCAUAGAGCUGAAUGUACUGUUAUUAUAACUGUAUCUUAGCAAAGGAACCUGGGAAAUUGACAUCCUGGGUUCGCCGCUCUCACUGUUUUUCGGUCGUAGCGCAUUUCGAUGAAGGAGAACCUGCCUCGUCAGGGCUGGGGGGGGGGGGGGGGCAACAUGCUGGUGCAGUGAAGGUAUUUUUCAGAAGGUCAAAGUCAAUAUUUUGGUGGGUCAGUUUUGCUCAGACUGAAACUUGGUAAGAGAUCUGAGGGCGUCUCUCCUUAAGUGGGCUUCCCACUAGCUGGGGAUGGUACCAAGAUCACAGAUUCAAGUCCUUUUGGGAAAUGGGAGGUGACUUGAUGUUGUACUUUUUGAACAAAUGACUUGACCUAAAUGGCUUAAUUUCUCAGCAGUGACAAUUUAUUUUCGUUGUUUUGAAGUUGCUUUUUUCCUGGUUUAGGUGUAAUGUUCUGAAAAGUCUCUGGUCUUAAGACGGCAACGACAGCGUCGGUGCUCAUUCAGGUUUCGCUUAGCCAAACACCAGCCAGUACAAAUUCAAUCAGGACAUGGGGGAUUCGUGCAGCCGAUUAUUUUUUUUUUGUUUUUUUACAUCUGACCGCUGAAUGCUGUUUAUUGCGUUUGACUGAAUAUGGAUGAGGAAUGAAAUCACGGAAUGGAGUUAUCGGCCUCCAGGCGCAGAUCCUCUCCUCGUUUAUUUCUUCUGGAUGAAAUUCCCGCAAUUUAUUGUUAUGACUGGAGAGCGGUAUCACUGAGUUUAUCGUGUGAUUUUAAUUUUUUUUUCUCAGCAGGGAAUCACUGUAAACAGGGCCGGUGCUGUAAGCCGAGGCCUGUUGGUGUAUUUAAUCCGUAUAUUGUGUUUACAGUCUCUGAACUCCCGCAGUCAUGAUCGUAGACUUACGGUUUGUACAGAUUGCGUUUCAUGGUAUUUAAAUGUUAGGGGGACUUCGUCAUGAAUGCAGAACUUUUGGGGUCCUCAAUGGCACAGUCUAUUUAUAGUGUCUGAAGAUGGAAACUGCAGCCUCUCUGGGGAAGCAUGGUGUUUGUUGGUUUGGCUCACCUUGGUCGCAUUAGCUGUGUAGUGCAGCCAUGUUUAUGAUGGGAUGGCAUGUCCCUGUUAUAGGAUUGGCUGAAUCUUACCAGAUGAAGGCUGAAACAGGUAUGGUUUGUUGGCUCAGCUCGGCCUAAAAAGAAGCGUAGAUUUUCAGGGCGCUCUCAGUUACCCCGUCUUGUCUCAUACCUCGAAAUCAGACGGCGAGUUCCUCCAUCAAACCGCCAGCCGCAGCAAAGUCUUACCUUUCAAGAGAAGGCAGGUGCGAGAAUUCAGGUCAGACUGCAACCGAUUCCCCUUUGAAAUCAUUUCCCCCAAACCGUGCUAGUUCAGUACUUGCACGGAUCGCGUCAGUGGCCUCGGAAUAGAAAGGCCAUUUAGGUCAAGCUCCCUCGUGGUCGAGAGAGACAGGGAAGUGAAUGAGGACUCAUCUCACCCCGGCUGUGUGGAGGUGUCCUGCAGUAUUACUUAGACAGGAACGGUAGCCUAUUUUUUAGUAUUGUUGGUUAUUCAUGUCUCUAACUAAAAGUGCCUUAGACUAACAUUGUUCUGGACUAGUAGUAGUGCACGAGUCUUAUCAGUCUGAAUUCUAACAUUUUAACAUCUACAUUGAUCUAGAUUAGCACCAGUUUUGAUCUACAUUGAUCUGGAUUAGUAGUACUCUUGGUCUAUAUUGAUCCGGAUUAGUAGUGCUUUGGGUCUACAGUGAUCUAGACCAGUGCAUUGGGCCAGUAAUGAUCUAGACCAAUGAUCCUUUGGACCAGGAUCACUUUAGGCCAAUAUUAUUCUGAACUAGUAGCACUUUGUUACUGUAACGAUAGUAGUACUUUGGACUUCUUCAGGACUGGAAUGGCUUUGGUCCAACACUGAUCUGGACCAGCAGUGCUUUGAGCCUGUAGGACUUUGGACCAAAGUCAACCUGACUGCCAUCCCUUCAGACUGACAGCACUUCUGCCGCUCUGCCCCCAUCAGACCAAAGAGACAUUGGAAGCUCACCUGUAGCACCUUCCUAUUGCCAUUCCUGUUGUUUUCCAGUAUUUCUAUGUUGAGGUGUUUUUUGUUUUUUAUUUGUACUUGGUUACACAUCUUAUGAAUAAUUUAUAUUUUAUUAACGUUGAAAUAGGAGAAGAAAAAAAUCGUGUACCUUUUUUUUUUUAAAAAAAAAAAAAAUACAAAUAUGUAUGCCACAAAAAUGGAAAAAAAUAUAAUGUAUAAGAAUGGCUGAUG
This is a messenger RNA of Brienomyrus brachyistius, 4966 nucleotides long. RefSeq names its product protein C-ets-1-like. The transcript has 8 exons. The record is from RefSeq and is a predicted model, not a curated record. Bases 627 to 1889 code for a protein of 420 amino acids. Gene Ontology annotation, biological process: regulation of transcription by RNA polymerase II; cell differentiation. Gene Ontology annotation, molecular function: sequence-specific DNA binding; DNA-binding transcription factor activity, RNA polymerase II-specific. Lineage: Eukaryota; Metazoa; Chordata; Actinopteri; Osteoglossiformes; Mormyridae. Gene Ontology annotation, cellular component: nucleus.